This is a messenger RNA of Pararge aegeria (speckled wood butterfly), 3218 nucleotides long. Its product is annotated as glycine dehydrogenase (decarboxylating), mitochondrial. Bases 98 to 3112 code for a protein of 1004 amino acids. The transcript is spliced from 18 exons. Gene Ontology annotation, cellular component: mitochondrion; glycine cleavage complex. Gene Ontology annotation, molecular function: pyridoxal phosphate binding; glycine binding; glycine dehydrogenase (decarboxylating) activity. The record is from RefSeq and is a predicted model, not a curated record. Lineage: Eukaryota; Metazoa; Arthropoda; Insecta; Lepidoptera; Nymphalidae. Gene Ontology annotation, biological process: glycine decarboxylation via glycine cleavage system.
ACAGACUGACCUCUGUAUCAGUUCAUUAAAUUACUUUAAUUAAGUCGGGCAGUAGCAUGGUCAGUUAAAUUAGAUAUAGGUACUCGUAAUAUUAAAAAUGUAUAGAUUUAUUAAGCGUGGUGAACUUUCAAAAAAUCUUUCCUUUUACAAAUGCUGCGUACAAGACGCGAAACGAAAAAAUAUUUAUAAAAAUGUGCAACGAUGUAUUAGUGCGCAGAUUUCGAAGUCUGAUACCUUAUUCCCAGAACGUGUUGAUUUUCCCGACAGGCACAUUGGACCAAGAGAUCAAGAUGUUGUUACUAUGUUAGAUCUUCUUGAGUAUAAGAGCCUAGAACAAUUAACAAACGAUGCAGUGCCGAAGCAAAUACAGCUCCAAGGUCUUAUGAAAAUCGAUGACCCUAUGAGUGAGUACGAUCUAAUUGAAAGAGUACGAAAUUUGGCAGAAAAAAAUAAAAUAUGGCGCUCAUAUAUUGGAAUGGGAUACCACAAUUGCUGUGUCCCUCAUAGCAUAAUGCGAAACAUGUUUGAGAAUCCGGGAUGGACAACUCAGUAUACUCCGUAUCAGCCAGAAAUAGCACAAGGCCGUUUGGAAAGUUUAUUAAACUACCAGACUAUGGUUAGCGAUCUCACUGGUCUAGACGUUGCUAAUGCAUCGUUAUUGGAUGAAGGCACUGCUGCAGCGGAGGCUUUAUCUCUAUGUCACAGGCACAAUAAAAGAACGAAAUUCGUUGUAUCUGAACGCUUACACCCUCAGACGUUGGCAGUAGUUCAAACGAGACUAGAUGCUUUAGGGCUCGAAGUAACAGUGGUGCCAGACGUCCAUCAAGUGGACUUUGCCCAGAGGGAUAUAUCCGCUGUAUUACUGCAAUGUCCGGACACCAGAGGAUUGGUGUAUGAUUAUUCUGGUUUAGCAGCUGCUGCUCAUGAACACGGGACAUUAGUAGUGGUUGCAACAGAUUUACUGGCACUAGCGUUGUUACGACCACCAGCAGAAUGUGGUGCCGCCUUGGCAGUGGGUACUUCUCAGAGACUGGGCGUGCCUUUAGGCUACGGUGGUCCACAUGCCGGUUUCUUUGCUGCAGAACAUCCUUUAGUUAGAUUGAUGCCGGGACGCAUGGUAGGAGUAACAAGGGAUGCAGCUGGAAGAGAUGCAUAUCGACUGGCUCUGCAGACCAGAGAACAGCAUAUACGUCGUGAUAAAGCUACUUCGAAUAUUUGUACGGCUCAAGCACUUUUAGCUAACAUGUCAGCAAUGUAUGCAGUUUAUCACGGUCCACAAGGGCUACGGGAUAUUGCUAACCGUGUUCAUAAUGCCACCCUUGUGCUUGACCAUGGUGUACAAAGACGUGGUCAUAUACAAUCCAACGAUGUAUAUUUCGAUACUCUACAUAUUAUACCCACUGAAGAUCACGAUGCUGCCGUUAUAAAAGCGCGGGCUCAACAAAAGAUGAUAAACCUGCGAUACUUUGACGAUGGCGCAAUCGGAGUAGCAUUAGAUGAGACUACAACUAUGCAAGAUGUUGAUGACUUGUUGUGGAUAUUUGAUUGCGAAAAAGUUAAUGAGGUGGUACGCAGUGGUGAUGUUAUAUCGAGAAGUGUUUUAAAGGGUCCAUAUCGUAGAACUUCGCCAUACUUGACUCAUCCUGUGUUUAAUAUGCACCAUUCCGAAACCAGGAUAGUGCGAUACAUGAAACGUUUGGAGAACAAAGAUAUAUCUCUGGUCCACUCUAUGAUACCACUUGGUUCAUGUACGAUGAAACUGAAUUCGACUACCGAAAUGAUGCCAUGUUCGUUCAAACACUUCACCGAUAUCCACCCAUUCGCACCACUCGAUCAAUGCCAGGGUUACCACACGCUAUUUGCAGAACUUGCGAAUGAUCUAUGCGCUAUAACUGGCUACGAUCGAGUGUCUUUCCAACCUAACAGUGGAGCACAAGGUGAAUACGCUGGGCUUAGGACAAUAAAGCGUUACCACGAGUACCGAGGUGAUACUGGACGUAAUAUUUGUCUGAUACCUGUUAGCGCUCAUGGCACUAACCCAGCUUCAGCACACAUGGCUGGCAUGAGAGUGUGUGCUAUACGCGUUACUCCUUCUGGGGAUAUUGAUAUGGAACAUCUAAAAGAUAUGGUUGAAGAACACAGCAGCAAGUUAUCCUGCCUUAUGUUGACUUAUCCUAGUACGUUUGGAGUUUUUGAGGAGCGUGCAGCAGAUGUUUGUGCAUUGGUGCACGCACAUGGUGGCCAGGUCUACUUAGAUGGUGCCAAUAUGAAUGCUCAGGUAGGACUGUGUCGACCUGGUGAUUAUGGUAGCGACGUCUCGCAUUUGAACCUGCACAAGACCUUCUGUAUACCCCAUGGAGGCGGGGGUCCUGGCAUGGGACCGAUUGGAGUAAAAGCCCAUUUAGCGCCGUUCCUGCCUUCUCAUCCCGUAAUAAACCCAUUAGCAGACUUAGGAGAUGAUGCACAUAGCUUUGGUUCAGUCAGUGCAGCUCCCUUUGGUUCUUCUGCCAUUUUGCCUAUCUCAUGGGCGUAUAUAAAAAUGAUGGGCCCCAAAGGCUUAAAGCGAGCGACGCAAGUGGCUAUUCUAAAUGCUAAUUACAUGUCGCGAAGACUAGAUGGUCACUACAAAACAUUAUACAAAGGUGAAAGAGGAUUAGUUGCUCACGAAUUUAUAAUAGACGUACGGGAUCUCAAGAAAACUGCUAAUAUAGAACCAGGAGAUAUUGCUAAACGUCUUAUGGACUUUGGUUUUCAUGCGCCAACCAUAUCAUGGCCAGUAGCUGGAACACUAAUGAUAGAACCAACAGAAUCGGAAGAUCUUCAGGAGUUGGAUCGAUUCUGUGAAGCACUCAUUGCGAUAAGGAAAGAAAUAAAAGAUAUUGAAGACGGCGUUAUAGAUAAACGAUUGAAUCCUGUCAAGAUGGCACCACAUACACAAGAGGAAGUUAUAACUGAGGAUUGGAAUCGUCCUUACACUAGAGAGCAAGCGGCAUUUCCUGCUCCCUUCGUUAAAGGCGAGACAAAAAUAUGGCCAACAGUAAGCCGCAUUGACGACAUGUACGGUGAUAAGCACCUAGUUUGCACUUGUCCACCGGUGCUUGAUGAUUUUUAAUGUAAUGAAUGAAAUAAAGAAAUGUAAAUAAAAUAAUACAAAUGCGGUUGCAAAUCGUAUUUAAUUUGUCAAUAUUGUCGUAUAAUAAAUAAUUAUUAUCUUUUAA